AUGGAUCUUUAUAAUCCUGAAUGCCAUACCAUCCCAACCAGGGAAUGCUUGGUCAUUCCUUUGCACAUUGGUAUUGUUCGACUGUCCCAUCACUUUGGACUGUUGAAAAAUCGAUCUACUUUAGCCAGUCAAGGUGUUCAGGUACAAGGAGGAGCAAUUGAUUCAGAUUAUCAGAGAGAAUUAAAGGUUAUUUUACAGAAUGACGCAGAUCAAGAAUGGACAUGUAAGAAGGGGGAUCGCAUUGUGCAACUGCUAGUGAUCCCUUAUACGAUGUGGCCUAUCAGUGAAAUUGAUCCCCCUCAUCUUUUGACUCAACGAGGUGUUGGUGUUUCAGAUCUACCAAUCCUAUUCUUCAUCCUGGUGCCAAAAUUUGGGUAA
This is a messenger RNA of Rhinolophus ferrumequinum (greater horseshoe bat), 378 nucleotides long. Its product is annotated as deoxyuridine 5'-triphosphate nucleotidohydrolase-like. The transcript has a single exon. Bases 1 to 378 code for a protein of 125 amino acids. The record is from RefSeq and is a predicted model, not a curated record. Lineage: Eukaryota; Metazoa; Chordata; Mammalia; Chiroptera; Rhinolophidae. Gene Ontology annotation, biological process: dUMP biosynthetic process; dUTP catabolic process. Gene Ontology annotation, molecular function: dUTP diphosphatase activity; magnesium ion binding.